AUGAUCAGUAGCUCCAUGAAGUUGGAAUAUAGACAGAUUAUUGGUGGGGAAGGACACCAAGUGACCAAAGGAAAAAGUCUCUUUAAGAUUGGAAAGACAUAUAAUGAUUACUUUGAGUAUUUUGGACCAGACUUCAAACUGCAUAUUAGCCCUUCAAACAUGACAAACCAGAACACUCCAGAGUACAUGGAAAAGAUAAAACAGCGUUUAUUUGAAAAUUUGCGAAUGUUACCUCAUGCACCUGGUGUCCAAAUGCAAGCUAUUCCUGAAGAUGCUGUCCAUGAAGAUAGUGGAGAUGAAGAUGGAGAAGACCCAGACAAGAGAAUUUCUAUUCGAGCAUCAGACAAGCGGAUAGCUUGUGAUGAAGAAUUCUCAGAUUCUGAAGAUGAAGGAGAAGGAGGUCGUAGAAAUGUAUCAGAUCAUAAAAAAGGAGCAAAGAAAGCUAGAAUUGAAGAAGACAAGAAAGAAACAGAGGACAAAAAAGCAGAUGUUAAGGAAGAAGAUAAAUCCAAGGAUAGCAGUAGUGAAAAAACAGAUACCAAAGGAGCCAAAUCAGAACAGCUCAGCAACCCUUGAAUUUGAAAGUCAUCAAUUUCAAGAAACCAUUUAAAAAGAAAAAAUACUGGGGAAGAAAAAUGUUUUCUUUUUGAGGACUUCUAGCUUCAUUUUAUACUACUUUGGCAUGGACUGUAUUUAUUUUCAAAAUUGCUUUUUUUGUUUUUGUUUUCCUUGGCAAGUUUUAUUGUGAGUUUUUCUAAUUAUGAAGCAAAAUUUCUUUUCUCCACCAUGCUUUAUGUGAUAGUAUUUAAAAUUGAUGUGAGUUAUUAUGUCAAAAAGCUGA
Lepus europaeus (European hare) is the source of this 841-nucleotide messenger RNA. RefSeq names its product histone deacetylase 2-like. The record is from RefSeq and is a predicted model, not a curated record. The transcript has 2 exons. Lineage: Eukaryota; Metazoa; Chordata; Mammalia; Lagomorpha; Leporidae. The coding region runs from base 1 to 576 and encodes 191 amino acids.